Torulaspora globosa is the source of this 1035-nucleotide messenger RNA. RefSeq names its product ketoreductase (gene IFA38). The transcript has a single exon. Gene Ontology annotation, cellular component: endoplasmic reticulum. The record is from RefSeq and is a predicted model, not a curated record. The coding region runs from base 1 to 1035 and encodes 344 amino acids. Lineage: Eukaryota; Fungi; Ascomycota; Saccharomycetes; Saccharomycetales; Saccharomycetaceae. Gene Ontology annotation, molecular function: ketoreductase activity. Gene Ontology annotation, biological process: fatty acid elongation.
AUGAGCUGCUUCAUGGAUCAAUUGCAUUCUGUUGGAGGUAAGAGUAAGAUUCUCAAUGCUUUGUUGUGGUGUAUCUUUGGAUUUGGUGUUGUGAAAGCCACAACGCUUCUAUUGAGGGCCACUGCACUGAUUCUAGAUCUGUUUGUGUUACCAUCAGUCAACUACUCGAAGUACGGAGCUGGAAAGGGAAAAUACUGUGUUGUCACUGGUGCUAGUGAUGGUAUUGGCAAGGAGUUUGCAACUCAAAUGGCCCGCCGGAAGUUCAACUUAAUCUUAAUCUCCAGAACUCUGUCCAAGUUGGAAGCUCUACAGAAGGAGCUGCAAGGCAAAUAUGGCAUUGAUGUCAAGAUUUUAUCUAUUGAUGUUUCCCACGAUGUCCCCGAGAACUACGUUGCCGUAAAGGAACUUUGUCAAGGGCUACCGAUCACAGUGUUGAUUAACAACGUUGGGCUAUCCCAUAACUGUCCCGUUCCGUUCCUGGAAACAGAGGAGCAGGAAUUGCGGAACAUCAUUACGAUCAACAACACCGCAACAUUGCUCUUCACUCAAAUCAUCACCCCAACGAUCAUCGAAACAGCCGCUUCAUCUAAGUGUCGUGGUCUCGUCCUGACUAUGGGUUCAUUUGGAGGCCUUCUUCCCACUCCGCUUCUAGCCACUUACAGUGGCUCCAAGGCGUUCCUUCAGAGCUGGUCUAAUGCCCUGGCCGGCGAGCUCAAGGAAGCCAAUGUCGAUGUCGAGUUGAUCCUAUCUUAUCUAGUCACCAGUGCUAUGUCCAAAGUGAGGAGGACCUCAGUCAUGAUACCAAAUCCAAGAAACUUCGUCUCGUCCGCGCUAUCCAGCGUCGGAAGACGCUGUGGCGCCCAGGAAAGGUACGCCACCGUGACUCCUUACUGGUCCCACGCCCUGCAACACUGGUUCAUCGAGGAAACCGUAGGAGUCUACUCCAGGAUAGCGAACGCUAUGAACCUCAAGAUGCACAAAUCCAUCAGGGCAAGAUAUCUGAGAAAGAAGUUGAGAGAGGAGAAGAAGCAGUAA